UUGCAUGUCAAUUAGUGUUGGAAUGUGUAUUUGUAUUUAGAUUUCCAUUUAUAAAAGAAUUGCCACAGCAAUCUCACAUACCCACAAACAAAAUUCCGGAGUGCUACGAAGUAGAAAUGGUUUGGUUAACAUUCAGCUCUUCUCCUUCCCUCUUCUUGGGUUUUCUAAUCUUCUUCUUCCUACCCUUUUGCCAUCGCAACCGCAUGGCAAUGGCCCAAGAUGAUCUCGGAUGGUUCUGCGAUAAUGCAGAAGGAAACUACACCACUAACAGUCCCUACAAAGCCAAUCUAAACCACCUCCUUUCCACUUUCACAACCAAUCAAAUCGACUACGGCUUCUACAACCUCUCCUACGGCCAUGACCACAAAGCUUAUGCUAUUGGUCUAUGCAGAGGAGACGUUAGACCUGACACUUGCAGAAGCUGCCUCACCAACUCAAUAACCCUUCUCACCAAUAACUGUCCCACCCAAACUAAUGCCAUUGUUUGGUACGAAGACUGUUUUUUUCGUUACUCCGACCGCUCUCUAUUCGGCACAUUGGACCUUUCCCCCACUCGCUUUGUGGUGCUGCCCGUGACCAAUAAUGUUUCGGACGCUAGGUUUACUCAGUUAGCCACUGAUUUGCUUCAACAACUCACUCCUAGAGCUGCAUCCGGUGAUUCCCGUUUGAAGUAUGCCGCUGGAAGAAUUGCUGUCCCCAAUUUUCCUGUCCUUUCUGGGGCUGUGCAGUGUACUCCUGAUUUGAAUUCCGAUGAUUGCUCCAACUGCCUGGAUGCUUCAAUUGCACAAGUUCGAGAUGCUUAUGAUACGGUCCCAAGAGUUAGGAUUAUGAAACCCAGUUGUAAUAUUCGAUUUGACAUCAACCGCCUGUUUCAGGAUCCGCCGGCUUCAUCCCCACCUCCCAAUUUCUCAAAUACAACAACUACUACUAAUACUUCUCCACGAGGAAACAAAGCUCGAAAACUGGUCUUGGUUUUGGUGCCUAUUAUUGUGGUUGUUCUGGCUGCUCUCCUACUAAUUAUCAUCAUCAUCUUAAGAGCAAGGAAUUCAAAUAAAAAAAAUGAAAUUGCAAAUGAAGAAUCUUUGCAGUUCGAUUUUGAUACAAUUAAAAUCGCAACCAAUGGAUUCUCUGAUGCAAAUCAACUUGGGCGAGGUGGGUUUGGAGCUGUCUAUAAGGGUCGGCUUCCGGAUGGACAAAACAUAGCUGUGAAGAGACUAUUUCAAGGCUCAAAACAAGGAGAUGAGGAAUUUAAGAAUGAAAUCGUGUUGGUGGCUAAGCUUCAACAUCGAAAUUUAGCUCAACUCUUGGGUUUCUGUUUCAAACAAAAUGAAAAGCUCCUCAUUUAUGAGUUUGUGGAGAACUCCAGUCUUGAGAAAUUCCUCUUUGAUCCUAUCCAGCGUGAGAGUUUAGAUUGGAACACUCGAUACAAUAUUAUACAAGAUAUUGUUCGAGGACUUGUAUACCUUCACGAAGACUCUCAACUUAGAAUCAUUCAUCGAGACCUUAAAGUCUCUAACAUUUUAUUAGAUGCAGAAAUGAAUGCUAAAAUUUCUGAUUUUGGAACUGCAAGACUAUUUGAACAUGAUCAAACACGAGGAGAUACGAGAAAAAUCGUCGGUACUUAUGGAUAUAUGGCUCCAGAGUACGCGUGGCAUGGUAAACUUUCAGUCAAAUCAGAUGUAUUUAGUUUUGGUGUUUUAGUUUUGGAGAUUCUAACUGGACAAAAGAAUAAUCGAGCUCAAACCAACAAGGAGAUUUCUGAGUCUCUUAUCAGCCAUGCAUGGAGAAGUUGGCAAUCAGGAAAUUCACUUGAUAUUGUUGAUCCAUGUUUGAAAAGUGGUUCAAAAAUUGAAAUGGCUAGAUGCAUUCAUGUUGGAUUGUUAUGUGUUCAAGAAAAUCCACUUGAGAGGCCAACAAUGACUACCGUACUUCUCAUGCUUAACAGUGGUUCUACUACUCUUCCAAGACCCUCUGAACCGGCAUUUUUUAUCAAUAGUAAUUACUCUAAAAUGUCUGAACAAUUUGUAGAUCAUAGUUCAACUCAAGAUGUGAACGAAUUGUCAAUUACUGAGUUAUAUCCUCGUUAGUUGUAGCUUAAAUUAUGUUGUGUUGUUGUCAUGAGAGAAUAAUACUAGGCCAAGAAAGUGAUGUAAUAUCAAGUUGUAUGCUGUGUCAACCUAUAUGUAAAAUAAAGUAAUGUAAUAAGUAAAUUUACGA
Molecule: messenger RNA, 2217 nt
Organism: Cucumis melo (muskmelon)
Lineage: Eukaryota; Viridiplantae; Streptophyta; Magnoliopsida; Cucurbitales; Cucurbitaceae
Product: cysteine-rich receptor-like protein kinase 44
Exons: 7
Coding region: 117-2087 (656 amino acids)
Biological process (GO): protein phosphorylation
Molecular function (GO): ATP binding; protein kinase activity
Source: RefSeq, a predicted model, not a curated record